Molecule: messenger RNA, 2205 nt
Organism: Clonostachys solani
Lineage: Eukaryota; Fungi; Ascomycota; Sordariomycetes; Hypocreales; Bionectriaceae
Source: the annotation of a GenBank genome assembly
AUGAGUUUGAGAUUCGAUCUUGAAACCCUUCCGUUUCCUGCCGACGUAUCGGUCCUCAAGGCUACGUCAGACCCAGCGUUUUGUCCCACAUGUGCCAAUUUGAAUACCGUGUCAGCCUUCGCUAUGGUGCCGUGCACCACGAUUAUGAUGAAUCUGGCGAGUUCAAUCAGGAAAGUUGACAGAGCGAGGCGACUUCUAUCCGGAAUCGAAUCACAGUCCAUUUCUGCAACAGAAAAGUUGGUAUCUUGGGAGCUUCAAAUAAGUCUGGCUGAUCUCAAAAAUUCAUCAGCGGCCGGCUGUAUCACCUGUUUACUCUUGAAAGAGGUGGUCACCAACGUCCCGAAUGGGCAUUUUGAUUGGGAUGAUCCAGCACUGUACAUUGUGGUUGUCUUUUGCGAAAAGACUGUUCUCCGCAUCUCUGUUGCGCGAGAUCGGGAUCAUUAUGCGACAGAUACUUGGGACUUUGGCAUGUCUUACAAACUCUUGAUUGAUGAGCCAGACAUGGAGGACUAUCAGGUCUAUACUCUUCCUACUUCUCCCUGUCCAUGGCCUGCCCUCGGCUGCCUCAUGAAUGUCGAAUUACCCAAGUCUAGCAAUCCCACAAGGUUGGGUGGGCUAGCUGGCCAUAUUUCAUCCGACCCUACUUCACUCGUGUUCAUCGAGAAAGUCCGAAAGUGGAUAAGUAAUUGCAAGGAAAAUCAUGCCAUCUGUAUCGAUGCAGAGAAACCCACUUGUCAACCUCAGCUCCCUGAGAGAAUUAUCAGCCUUGGCCCAGAGUCAAAUAUGGACAUCCGGUUGAUGGAGGCAUAUGGUUUACCACAAGAGCCGUAUAUUGUACUACAUGAUCAACAAGAAGAGAGAAGCUUCUCAAGCCUUUCUGAAUGCCAAGUUCUAGAAGAAGACUCGGUUGAGUUACGGUAUGAUACCCUGCCCCGGGACUUUCAGGACGCUAUUUUAGUGUGCCGGAAGUUGAGUAUUAAAUAUCUCUGGAUAAAUGCUCUUUGCAAGAACCACGAUGAUGACGACGACUGGGAAAUCGAAUCAGAAAAGAAGGCUAUGGCAUAUAGUAAUGCAGAAUUGGUUCUUAUAUUUACGGAGUUGCUUGAGGGUAAUGAUGGUUUUCUUUCCUCCAGAAAAUCUCCAACCAUCAUUUCUGGGACAUGGCCUGAUGGAAGACCAUUUGAAAUAUAUGCUCGACCCUGGCUUUUUCACGACCCAGAUACGAUGGACUGGCUAACGGGAAAGCCGACCCGCUAUGGGAGUCGAACUGAGAGUUUCCAAGAGCAACUUCUGCCUCGACGUAGGCUUCUGUUCACUAAAGGCGAGGCCAUCUUCGACUGUUUAACCUCCAUUAGUUGUGAAUGUGGGGGCUUCUUGGACUCUGACGAGGAUCCAUGUCUUCCGUUACGACGUAUUCUGAAGACUGGCGCAAAGUAUAUUACCGAGACGGAUGGGUCGUGGAUCUAUCAUGAGCAUUGGCGAAAUCUGGUGGCCAAAUUAUCCCAACUGAAAACAAGGAAUUCGCCGUGUGAGCUUGCAGCAAUCAGCCACUUAGCCUCCAGAUGGGCAAAUGGAUAUACCGGCAGAUACCUAGCUGGACUUUGGGAACAUGACUUGGUCAAUUAUUUGCGGUGGUAUCCAAUCGACGAAGUACCUGGUGAAGAGCCUGAGGGAUGCCAAGUACCAUCUUGCCUUGGUCCUAGUUGGAGCUGGACCGCCACUUCCCGGAAGAUCACAUGGGGUAGCGCAACAUUUCAAAACACCAAAGCUUUCAUUACUAUCGAUUUAAGCCGGACUGAAUGCGACGUCAGUUCUGUGAGCCCAUUUGGGCCGGCGACUUCAGGCCACAUCUUCCUCACUGGAAAGAUACUCAAAGUUGGAGUUAUGGAUUCGAGGCGCUUGUUCAAGGACGGAAUUGAUCAACAUGUGGGCUUUCGAUCACAAGAAACCCCCCAAGGCCACCUCCCUUUGCCCCAGAACGUGUUUUGUCUUCGUCUCUGUACCAAGAGUUAUACAGCCAAUAGCUUCGAUGAUGAUUGCGCCCUCAUACUUGUCCCUGCAACUGCAGACGACUUGAUCGGACAACGCAGAGAAGUGCAAGUAAGCAGGCAUGUUUUCAAGCGGUUUGGUUUAACCAAUACAUAUCCGCAUAAAGCUUGGAAUCACGAGAGGGAAGCCAGCGAAGUUGCGAUGUAUUUAAUUUGA